AUGCCCAAAGGUGCCGCUUCCGCAAGCGAUGCGGAGGAGCGCAGCGGCGAAGACUGCGAGGCGGGACGGGCGCUGCGGCCGUCGUGCUCCGGCGGUGAGGAGGAUGUCGAGGACGGGGCCCCGAAGGCCAGGUUCUCUCGGAAGAAGCUGCGCCUGAUGCACGACGACUACGACAGGAGAGGGAUUGUGUACAUCAACUAUAUACCUCCCAAACUGAAACCAUUCAAGUUGAAGACAAUGCUCUCUGAGUACGGCGAUCUAGGCAGAUUAUAUUUGGCACCUGAAGAUUCUAGACCCCACCGAAACAAGAAGCAUGGGAAGAGAGGGAAAUCCAAAGGGUUUCGUGAGGGUUGGGUAGAAUUCAUGGACAAGAAGGUGGCCAAGAGAGUGGCAAGAAUACUCAACGGCGGGAAGCGGCGCUCCCCGUUUUACUCGUGCCUGUGGAGCAUGAAGUAUCUGCACAAGUUCAAGUGGGAUUACCUUCGGGAGGAGAUUGCGUACCAAAAGGCGACCUACGAACAGAGGCUGUCCCAGGAGCUGCGAGAUGCAAAGCGCGAGAGGGAAUUUUACCUGUCGCAGGUGGAUCGCGCCAAGCUGGAAGAAAGGAAAAGGCGGCGGGAGGUGGAGGAAGGGGCGGAAGGGACGGAAGGGGCGGAAGGGACGGAAGGGGCGGAAGGGGCGGAAGGGGGGCCGCAUGAGGCCAAGCCGCCGGAUGCGGGCGCUGAGGGAGACGAUGUCAAGAGGUUGCGAUAUUUCCGCCAGAGGGAGGCCAAAGCAGAUGCCUUGGUUGAUAAACACGCACCUGAGAUAGCCAACGACGUCCUCAUGAUGCUGGCUGGCUCGUUCUCGGGGCAGUUGGAGGGGCAAUAG
Molecule: messenger RNA, 870 nt
Organism: Ostreobium quekettii
Lineage: Eukaryota; Viridiplantae; Chlorophyta; Ulvophyceae; Bryopsidales; Ostreobiaceae
Source: the annotation of a GenBank genome assembly